Molecule: messenger RNA, 4213 nt
Organism: Chinchilla lanigera (long-tailed chinchilla)
Lineage: Eukaryota; Metazoa; Chordata; Mammalia; Rodentia; Chinchillidae
Gene: Churc1
Product: churchill domain containing 1
Exons: 4
Coding region: 72-410 (112 amino acids)
Biological process (GO): positive regulation of DNA-templated transcription; fibroblast growth factor receptor signaling pathway; multicellular organism development
Molecular function (GO): zinc ion binding
Source: RefSeq, a predicted model, not a curated record
CGAGGUUUGGUCUUCGCGAGGUUUCGUCUUCUCGAACGCGGUAGAGGUCGUUUCCGGUCAGCCACGUCGCGAUGUGUGGGGACUGUGUGGAGAAGGAGUAUCCCAACCGGGGUAACACCUGUCUGGAGAACGGAUCAUUCUUACUGAACUUUACAGGCUGUGCAGUGUGCAGUAAGCGGGAUUUUAUGCUGAUCACAAACAAAUCCCUAAAAGAGGAAGAUGGAGAAGAAAUAGUGACCUAUGAUCAUCUGUGUAAGAAUUGUCAUCAUGUAGUGGCCCGGCAUGAGUAUACAUUCAGUAUCAUGGAUGAAUUUCAGGAGUACACCAUGCUGUGUCUGUUAUGUGGCAAGGCUGAAGAUACUAUCAGUAUUCUCCCUGAUGACCCUCGACAAAUGACUCUGUUAUUCUGAGACUCCUCCAGUUCUGUUAUGCCUGUGUUUGGUUGGUUUACAGUGCAGCAAGCCUGAUAGUUUAUCUCAUAGAGAAUGUUCUUUGUAUAUUUUUUUUCUUUCCUAGGCGUACGUGUUCUUUGAAACAGAAAGUGAUUCAAGGGAUUGUUGUUCCCUAGAGCUGAGUUCUAAUGCUGAGGUUCCCAGUCACGUGAGAGCAGCCACACUGAGACAUUUUUGUUAGCAGUCAUUUGGCCAGAAAAGAAUUUGAAUGAAUGCACACUUAGUGUCCAGAUCUUGGUUUCUCAUAAAAGAACCAGGAUUUCUUGGAAAGUGGUUGGUGGAGUAGGGCAGCAAAUAUGCAAGGUGGGCCUGAAGCAUCUUGGGCCUCCAGAAAUUAAAUUACUAAAAUUAUUUUAAAAUCUGUGAUUGAGCCAGGGAUUUAGCUCAGUGGUGCAGUGCCUACCUGGCAAGCAUGAGGUCCUGAGUUCGAUUUCUGGUACCCCCCCCAAAAAAAUAGGAGAGGUGGGUAUUUUCCCUAAGUAAAUAUAUAUUCCCUAAAUAAAUAUUUCUAAAAUCUGUCACUGACAAUAUGUCAAACAAAAGGGCCAAGUGAAGGAGUUCCCAGUGAUUAAAGCUGGACCUGAGACAGACAGGGAGCCUGACUCUCAUUUUCCCUGUGCCAGCUGGAGGGGCGGGGAUGUGACUGGGCUGGUUGCCAGCCUACCCCCUUGCUUCCCAUUGUCCCCCCGUGAACCCCAGUAAACUGGGUCAGUUUGCUUCCUUGUCCUUCCUGGCUGAUCUAGUGGUGUACUCAUUGGCUAUCAGACCACCAUUCUCCAGUCCAGCAUGAGUGCGGCCAGGCACAUGUGCCCUUUCUCCACACCUGCCACUUCGUGUGAAACUAAAGAACAGAGAGCGUACCCUGGAGUGGCUAAGAUCAGGAAGGGGGGAAUCUGGGCCUCUUAAUUGCAUACCCAGCAUUCGUAGCACACUUUCAGUCCUCGCCCUCACUGAAAUAGGCCUGUAAGCUGCUGUAUAAGCAGCAUUCCCCAACUGCGUAUAUAGGUUUUGAUAUGGAAGCGCUCCCUCCUGUGUACUGGCCUCCCUGUGCUAUAGCAGAGACCCUGCUAAAGACUUGCUUUGGUUUUCCUGUAAACCAUCUUAUGAUUUAUUUUUUGGGUAGUGUGGGCUCUAAAAAUCCUAUAAAUUUAUUUGGGAUUUUUAUCUUUGGAAUGCAGUUAUUUCCAAAGAAAGACAAAACAAAAAGCAAAAAAAACCCAGAGCUGCUGUUAACACAAAGGAGGUCCAGAGAGCAGCAGCCAACAGAGACCAGCAGCAGAUACCAGCACUCAGUAGGGUCAAUCUACAGUGUCCAGCACAAGCUGGCAUUGGACAGUGAAAGCCAGCAGCAGUAACCAGCAAGCAGCUGGCCGCGUCAACUGUAGGCAGCCAGCAUCACCUGGUGCCAUUGGCGCUGCUAGCAGAGCUGCCCUUUGCCAAGUCACGAUUUCUAUCUGAAUCGAGCAAAAGAACCCUAGGUUGAUUCGCAACAGAACAAUUUGAGCAACAAAAUGAAGUGGGAUUGGAUUUAUAACCUAAGCCACGUAAUAAAUAUCCAUGAGUUCACACUGACGUGACCAAGCAGAUGGGUGAAUGAAUAAAUGGGAGUAGACAAAUCUGUGCAGAAUUCUAAAUGAUUUCUGUAGAUAAGCCCUACUCUUUAAGGAUGUGCUGUGUAUAGUGACUUGUUUCCAAAGAGUGAAAAGGAGGGAAAAAGUAACUACCAAGAGGAAACCUGAUAAACAGUAGCUAAGCCAGAUGAUACCAUCACUAGCGUUAACCAUGUUGGUAGCACAUACCCUUAAUAAGAUGUGAGAAGAAUGGCAUUUACCCUGUGAUCUUCCAAAAAGCCACUGUAAUCAUGAGAAAAAAACAUACAAGUCCCAGCUGAGCCAAUUCUGCAAAAUACGUGACCAGUACCCCUCAAGACUAUCAAGGUCAUCAGAAACAAGGAAAGCCUGAGAAACUGUCAGAGGUAAAAAGAGCCUAAGGAGACGUGAUACCCUAAACGGGACCCUGCACCGAAAUGAUGGGAAAUCUGAAUAAAGUAUGGGCUUCAGUUAAUACCGUAUAAUGAGUAGAAUUCCUUCAAAGGGAUCUUGAAUAUCUUACUUGCAUUGUUGAAAGAGCACUGGCUUGGGGAUCAUAACCUGUAGCAUUUUGGCCUCUCUGCUGUUUGGUAGUAAUAUAACCAUUACACAUAGCAUUACCCUAGACUUCAUUGUCCUAGUUCUAUAAAUUUGGGCUGUUAUUCUUUCACAGUAAUGGUAGAAGAUUUGGGUACAUUAAUAAGUAUAAAAUACUUUGGAAAGCACAUAAAAUACUCAGCUGGGUGGCUUCAGUUUCUCAAAAUUAAAUGGGUCAGGCAUUAGAAACAAAAUUAUUUCCUCUUCAUAUUUAAGAGAUUUGGAAGUUCUGAGCUAAAGCUUUGCUUGUAUGAGGAAGGAAAAUAGGCGUGAAAGCCAUGCCUGGUAUAAGCCUGUAAUCCCAGCACUUGGGAGGCUGAGGCGGUAGGAUUGCCGCAAGAUCAGAGCCAGCAUGGGCUACAGUAGUGAGCUCAAGUUCUUCAGUUUCUGUGCUUGAGAAAACCAUGCUUCUGGACCACACUGUGUGGAGCCAUUAAAAAGAUCCUAAGACCACACAGAUCAGAAGAAAGGAAUAGGGCUAAGUAACUGAGAAAAUGCCUCCUCUUGAUACUGAUGUACUGUUCUACAGUGGCCAUCUGGAAGGUAAUGAAUGUCCUGUAAAAGAGUUCAGUGUUUGUGUGAGGGCUGAUCAUAGAGCAGGUGGUGUGUGACCACAUGGAGGAGAUUAUCGCCUUCCAUUUGAAGGAAGCAGGGUUGGCCACAAAAUAAAAUUGCUGAAGUAAGUGCAAAGAGAAAUUCUCAUAGAAUGCAGAGGAAAAGGCCGAAGAAAUUAAAAUGAACAAAGAAGAGAAAAAGGAAUGUAGAGGGCCUCUCCAGGAGGGAGGAUCUAUGUGUAACAGGAAUACUGGAAACAGAGCACAAAGCAAUAAAGCUGAAAUUGUAAUUAAGGAAGUAAUUGAAGAAAACUAUCCAGAGUUGAAGAAUGAAGUAGGCCUGCAAAUGAAGAAGGCUCACAGGGUAUCUUGAAUGAGAAGAAAACAACACCUAGAUAGAUCCUCAUUUGAUUUCAUGAGUAAAGAAAAAAUUUUACAAGUAAUCCAGACCAAGAAAUCAGGUUACAUAUAAAGGGACAAAAGUCAGAGUGACCUGAGAUAUUUCUCUUGCACUUCUAAAUGCCAGAACACAAUGGAACAAUGUCUUCGGAGUUUUAAGGGAAAAUACUUUUGAAUCGAACGGUAACACCCUGCCAAGUUAAUAUUUGUGUAUGAAAACAACUGGAAGACAUUCUCAGAUACCAAGGGGUUAAGAAAGUGUAUCAACUAAGAACCUCUGAAAAUUUUGCUGAAUUAUUUACUGCAACCAGUAGAAAAAAAGAGUAGAGAGAUAAUUGUAUGAAAGAUUCGAUGGUUAAAACUAACUAAGACCUGGGUGUGGUGGUACAUGCCUGUAAUCCCAGCACUCUGGAGACUGAGGCAGGAGGAUCUCCAUGAGUUCAAGGCCAGCCUGCACUACAGGGCAAGACUCUGUCCCUCGUUGGAGUUUGCAAAUACUUCCAACCUAGUCAUUCAAAGGCCAGUAGUAUAACCUUAUAUGCCCUUGCUGACAUCUUCAUCUAUUGCAGAAUGUAUAGCUAUAUGUGCUUUCAACUAUAAAUUAUAAAAAAUUAAAACAUAA